CCCGUUAAAGUUCAGAAACCCAGAAUCCUGCGCGUUGGAAGGUUGCCAGGUGGCGGCCGACAGCCUCAAAGUCGCGACUGAGUCUGCGCACUGGCCAGUUGGGAUGGGAAGCGAUUAUACUGCGACGAGGCCCCGUGGUCAGCCGAUCAAUUUCGGGUUAUGGGCGCGGAUCCAGGAAAAAUGGGAAAGGCCCUUUCUGGCAACGGUAAUGAUGUAUCCAUCUGUGACAACAUCCCAAGGGUGAGUCUGGUUUCUGGAAAUCUAGUCUGACCCCAUGGCAGCUAGGAUGGAUGUGACUUUGCCUGUGGUUAGAAAACAAAGAACUUACUGAGUUACCUGAGUACCCUGUAUACCUGUGGGUCCCACCACCUCGCUGACAGCAGGGCUUCCCAGGACCUUGGUCAAGUCUACAGAAGGCCCUGCCUGGGGCUGCAGCUGAGGGACUCAAAUCUUUUUCCAAGAACAGCAGAAAAUGAUUGAGUACCAGCAGAGACCUGUGUCCUUCAAAGACGUGGUAGUAGGCUUCACUCAAGAGGAGUGGCACAGGCUGAAUCCUGCUCAGAGGGCACUGUACCGGGAUGUGAUGCUGGAGACCUACAGCAACCUUGUCUCAGUGGGUUAUGAAGGCACUAAACCAUAUGUGAUCCUCAAGCUGGAGCAGGAAGAAGCACCAUGGAUUUGUGAGGCAGCAUGCUCAGGCUGCCACUGUCAGGAAAACAUUUGUCAAAUUAAUGUCCAGAGGAAAAGACAAGACAUGAUUUUGAAACAAGGUGCAUUCAUCAGCAAGAAAACACUGCCCAAGGAAAGAAGCCAUGAAAGCAAUAAGUUUGGGAAAAUAUCACCUCUGAGCACUAAUCUUUUUCCUUCAAUUCAAAACCCUACUAACUGGGACCCCUGUGGAAAGAGUGCAAACCAUAAUUUAGAUUUUAUUGGUUUUAAGAGAAACUCUUCAAAAAAACAAGAUGAGUGCUGUGGAUGUGGGAAAUUGUUACAACAUACAAACCAUGAUAGAAGACCUAAUGGAGAAAAACUCUGGGAAUGCAGUCAUUGUGAGAAAGCUUUCAGCCACAACCCAGCACUUAUGUAUAAACCAGCAGUAACCAAUUCUCUUGUGUACAAACGUAAGAGGGUUCCACCUACAGAGAAACCCCAUGUCUGUAGCGAGUGUGGGAAAGCCUUCUGCUACAAGUCUGAAUUCAUUAGGCAUCAGAGAAGUCACACUGGGGAGAAGCCAUAUGGAUGCACUGACUGUGGGAAAGCCUUUUCACAUAAGUCAACCCUCAUUAAACAUCAGCGAAUUCACACUGGGGUAAGACCCUUUGAAUGUUUUUUCUGUGGGAAAGCCUUCACUCAGAAGUCACACCGCAGAGAACAUCAAAGAACACAUACUGGAGAGAGACCCUUUGUGUGCAGUGAAUGUGGGAAGUCAUUUGGUGAGAAGUCAUACCUCAAUGUACAUCGAAAAAUACACACAGGAGAAAGACCAUAUCGUUGCAGAGAAUGUGGGAAAGCCUUCAGCCAAAAGUCAUGCCUCAAUAAACACUGGAGAACUCACACAGGAGAAAAACCCUAUGGAUGCAGUGAAUGUGGCAAAGCUUUUUAUCAGAAGCCAAACCUCAGUAGACAUCAGAAAAUUCAUGCCAGAAAGAAUGCCUAUAGGAAUUAAAACCUGAUAAUUGUGAGAAAGCCUUAAUCAAGGUAUCCUAUUUCAUUAUAUGUGGAGGAAUUCAUUUUUAGGAGAAAUCUCAUUGAUUUAAUGAAUUUGGACAAAAUGUUUUACCAUAAGGGAAGUCAUGUUCUAAAUGUGAUAGAAAUUUUUAUACAAAGAUUAUAGAAAAUACUUUAUAAAACAAACAUGGUUACUCUGGCUUAUGAAAGUUUAAAAAUAUGUUAAUGGAAUGACAACAGCAUACAAAAUAUAUGUGAAGAGAAUUGGUAUAUUCUGGUAUAUUCCACGGUGAGCCACAUAAUAAGCAUUAUAUUUUGGAAAUGUAAAUGAAUUUAAUGUAAAUUGUGAAUAUCAAGCAUAUGUGUCACAUAGUAUGUAGAAUGCCAUUCACCAACUUUUCCACUCUAAAUAUCACCAUUGUCUUUUAGUGUCUUUUAACAAUAUAAAAAAUAAUGAUAAUAACAUUUGUUAAUGUUAAAAAGGCAAAGCUAAGGAAUAGUUUCACAACCUGAUAUCGGAUGAACAAAGUACUAUAAAUUUGAUUACUCAGCACAGCCAUUAUUUGACAAAAAGUAGUGUGGCCCUGGUAUAUUUUGCACCUCUUCUGUUUUCUUAGUCUUGCUUAACAUGCCUUGCAGCAAAUUAGUAGGAAAGACACUGUUUAUAUGAGUCUUAUAAUUCAGAAAUGCUUCAUGCAGAGACCAAAGAAGGAAAAUUUUUCUGUUUUUAUUUUUUCUUUUUGCAAAUUAAUUCAGCAACAUCCACUUUUCUUCCCUAUCAAUUUCCCUGUGAAUGUCCUGGGCACUAAAACCCAAGUUGUUUCAUCAUUUCAAUCUUUGAAAAAAGUCUACUUCCCUGAGCUGCCAUGUCAUCCAAAUAAAACAAAUGGCCAUAUUGUUCAAGACUUGCCUCCCUAUAAGAAUGCCUGAUCCAGAAUGAGAAAGGAAGCAAUCACAUGAGCACUGGGUGUUGUGUUUAAGUGAUGAAUCACUAAAUUCUACACCUGAAACUAAUAUUACACUGUAUGUUAACUGGAAUUUAAAUAAAAACUUGGGAAAAAAAGAAACAUAAUCACAGAUGUGAUUAAAAGAUGUGAUUAAAAGAGUGAUAAAAGAUAUUUCUCACAACUGUAGAUCAGCAUGCUUUUAAAAGAGGAAAUAAAUGUUUUUCUAGCACAAUGUAAGUUAGAAAAAUUUCAAUAAGAAGUAGAAACUUGAUAGAACAAUUACUAUUGAAGAGUUUGGAAAAGUGAUUAAAGAUCUAGGAUUGAAAAAUGCUCCAGGCCCAGAUGUUUUUAUAAUUAGUUUCAUCUAACUAUUUUUUGUAGGCUCCAUGCCCAGCAUGGAGCCCAGUGUGGGUUUUGAAUUCAUGACCCUGAGAUUGAGACCUGAGCUGAGAUCAAGAAUUGGAUGCUUAACUGACUGAGCCACCCAGGUGCCCCUCAUCUAACUUCUAAAGAGUAAUACCAGUGUUAUUUGAAAUAUUUCAGCCCAUAGACUAUGAUCCCCAAUUUAUUUUAUGAAGUCAGAAUAAGUUUUAACACCAAAACCAAAUCAAAGUAGUGGAAAAAAGAAAACCCCAAACCAGUCUUACUCAUGAGUUUAGAAAUAAAAAAUUAGAAUAAUAGCAAAUAGAAUUCAGCAGUAUACCUAAGAAUGAUGUAUUAUAAUGACCAAAUAAGAAUUAUUCCAAGAAUGCAGAGCCAAUGCAGUAAUAGGAAAUACAUCAAUAAAAUUAACAGUUUGAAAGAGAAGAUGCCAUCAUAGAUGCUGGAAGGUAUUUAAUUGAAUUUUGCAAACAUGUAAGUUAAAUUGUAAUAUAUAAUAACCACUUAAGAUUCUCUUUACCAAAACUCUAUAGCAUAUAUUAUGUUGAAACCAUUUUUUGAAGAUUAAGAAUUUAAUAGUAUUAGAGAUAAAAGUGUUCACUGCUGUCUAUUUUUACUAAAUAUUGUCUUAGAGUUUCCAAUGAAGGCAAUAGAAAAUAAAAUUAAAUAAUUGGUAUAAACAGUAAAAAAGGUAAAAUAUUUCCUGAUGAUAUGAUUGUAUAUCAAUAAAUGAAGAGACUAGUAAUUGUUUUGAAUUAAAAGACAAUUUUCUGAGAAGACAGUAUAGAAAUUAAAAGCUUCUCUCUGUACACAUCUAAUAACAUAUAUGCACUUCUUUUGGAAUUACACUAAAUGUCUGUGCCUUUUUUUUUUUUAAAUCUUUUGUGAAAUGAUCUUAAAGUCCUUAUGGAAGAACGUUUGUUCUAACAAUCUAAACAAAAAAAGUAUGAAAAAGAAAAUUGCAUACCAGAUGUUGGAAUAUAACAUGAAGUCACUUUAAUAAAGUAUUGGCAAAGGAACCGACAAAUACAUCAAUGGAACAGCAUAGAAAAUCCUGAAAUAGACCUUAGUGUAUAUGAACUUUCUCAUAUAUGGAAAAGGUAGAAUUUCAAACCAUAGGGGAAAAAAGGAAUCGUUUAUUUAAAAAGAAUUCUGUUACAAUUGGCUUUUAAUCAGGAAGAAAGUAAAGUUGGACUAGCAGCCCCAACCAUAUAAAAAAAAUCCAGGUGGAUUUAAGAUUUAAAAUUUUUAAUAAGUUCUUAAAGGAAAAUGAAAGACUACACGUACAGUUUAGGAGUUAGAUUAAUUUUAUCAACACAGGAUAAAAGCUAUUAAAAAAUAAAAAACAGGGUGCUGGGGUGGCUCAGUCCAUUAAGCCUCCAACUCUUGAUCUCAGCUCAUGAGUUCAAGCCCUACAUUGGGCUCCAUGCUGGACAUGGAACCUACUUAAAUAAAAAUAAAAAAUAGGAAAAAAAUGACUACAUAAAACUAUGAUCUUUUGUAUGGCAAAAGGUGCCAUCAACAAAGUCAAUACAUUAUAAUUUUGGGUGAAAUAUUUGCAAAGCCAGUCAGAGAAGUGCUUUUCAGAUUGACAGGAAAGCGAUAACUCAAUGGCAAAACAUGGCAGAAAAUGUGAAUAGACAAGUUGUAAAAAGAGCAAAUCCAGGGGCUGGUGGGACCAUCAAAAAAUGUGUAGCCUUGGUAGUUGUUGGGGAAUACAGAUUAAAGUCAUAAUGAGAUAACUGUAUGCAAUCAAACUGACAGAAAAUGGCAGGAAUGCUUUUUGCUGUCCCAACAAAGGUUGUUCUUAUACCCUGCUGGUGGAAACAUAAAUUACACCUCUUUUGAAAAGCAAUCUGGCAACAUCUAUUAUAACUUAAAAUAUUUAUGCCACUUCGGGGAAUCUUCUCUUAGAAGUAAAACCCCAAUACAUAAAGGACAGAUGAAUAUGUAUAUUUAUUAAAAAAUUGUUCCUACUGGCAAUAAAACACUAGAAUCAAAAUAAAUGCCCAUCAAGAGGGAAAUUGGAAGAGGGGAGAAACUAGUAUAUCCACUCCAUAUAAUGUUUAUAUAGCCAUUAAAGUGGACAAAUUAAACUAUGCUAGUGGACUUGAACAGAAUUCCACAAUGUUUUCUUGAGCAAAAAAAGUACAAGUAAGUGUGUAAAAUAUGAGCCUGUUUUUGUAAAUCAGUGACAAAAUUCCUCUAGCUGUUUGAGUUGAAAAACAUGUAUCCAUGUAUGUUUGUGUAUGAUUUUCUAUGCAUGAAGAAAAGUAUAGAAGAGUAUACAUUGGGUUGGGGGAGGUGGGUGAUGCAGGUUGGUUAUGAGGGAGUCAGGGAAAAUGAAAGCCAAAUAGAAAAAAAUAUAUAAAUGAACCAAGUAUGAUAUCUCUCAAGUGUGUGAUUAAGUAAAAUUAUUUGAGUGGAGAGCUAGAACUCUGCUAAUUUGUGGAGAUGUUCGUGGUAUAUUGUUAAGUGAAAAGGGAAAAUUGCAGAAUAAUGUAUAUGAAUCUAUUUUUUAAAAAAAUAAAACUAUGUGUAUAUAUAUGCAUGUAUGUUUCUAUGAACAAAGAAAAGUAUGGAUGGAUAUACAGCAAGGUGUUAAUUAACAUUGGUUACCUUGGUGGGGGAAAGGGAAAAAUAAGCAGUUGUUUAAUUUAUUUAUCUUUGUAUUGUUUUACUUGUUACAACAUAUAUUACUUUUGUAAUUUGAAAAACAAAAUAAAGGGGGUAAAUGUUUCAAAAUGCA
Zalophus californianus (California sea lion) is the source of this 5745-nucleotide messenger RNA. It is a transcript of the gene ZNF793, whose product is annotated as zinc finger protein 793. The coding region runs from base 473 to 1666 and encodes 397 amino acids. Gene Ontology annotation, biological process: negative regulation of transcription by RNA polymerase II. Gene Ontology annotation, molecular function: DNA-binding transcription repressor activity, RNA polymerase II-specific. The transcript has 7 exons. The record is from RefSeq and is a predicted model, not a curated record. NCBI's taxonomy places the organism in Eukaryota, Metazoa, Chordata, Mammalia, Carnivora, Otariidae.